This is a messenger RNA of Hevea brasiliensis (rubber tree), 2889 nucleotides long. RefSeq names its product serine/threonine protein phosphatase 2A 59 kDa regulatory subunit B' eta isoform-like. The record is from RefSeq and is a predicted model, not a curated record. Gene Ontology annotation, biological process: signal transduction. Gene Ontology annotation, cellular component: protein phosphatase type 2A complex. Bases 875 to 2410 code for a protein of 511 amino acids. The transcript has 4 exons. NCBI's taxonomy places the organism in Eukaryota, Viridiplantae, Streptophyta, Magnoliopsida, Malpighiales, Euphorbiaceae. Gene Ontology annotation, molecular function: protein phosphatase regulator activity.
CAUUGUGGUCACCCGGAUUGACCUUAUUUCAAAAGAAUUCCCAUUUUGAGCAUUUCAAAACUUCGUAUGGUGAAACAAUGUUCAAAGUGAAAGCAACUCUAAACCAUCUAAAGAUGGUUCUGCUCUUGGGAUCUCCAAAAGGAUGUGUCUGUUACUUGCGUUUUUGACUGAGCUCUCCAAGUUUAGUACAUAAAAGUAGACGAACGUAUCGACUGCGGCAGACUACGGGAGAAGGAAAACAAUAAUAGAAAAAAGAAAACAAAAGAAGAAGAAAAGUUCAUAACUUUCCCAGUCAACAAACACCAACGAGAAAGAAUAACAACGAAUUUGAAUUCUUACUCUGGAAGCUUAUAGAUAAAGGAAUGGGUGAAUGAGUUGUAUUUUCCUGUUGAGUUUUAUUUGGAAAGUUGCUUGCUGAUCUCGUGCUUAGGAUGACUUUAAACUUUUGGGUUUUCCAAUUCUAGUCACAAAGUUGGGAUUUUUGAUAUUGGGUUUUUGGUAAGGGGAGAGUAAGAAAGCAUAAAGUUGAACAAAGAGUUCUGUUUUUCGUUUGACUUUGAUUGGAGAAAUCAUGGAUUGCCUUGAUAUGUGGUUCGAGAAGUAAGUUUUCUUUCAGCUUUGUGAAUGAGAAGGGGAAUUUUGGCCCCCUUUGUUUGCUUUGUUCUUGGAAGUGCGGACAUUGAAUGAGCUUUUUGGUUGGGUUGAAAACAUGAGUUCUGUGCUAGCACUUCUCUUCAAGUAGCCUUAUGAUUAUGGCAAAUCUGGAAUUUGGUAUUAUUUGAAGGGUUCUGAUUUGUAUUGGACUGGCAGUGAAAUUUUUGGAUUUAUUGUUGUGGUUCUCUUGGUCGGUAGCAUUUGUUUGUUUACAUAAAUUAUGUUAAAGCAGAUACUCAGUAAGCUUCCACGAAAGUCGUAUAAAUCGACUGAAAAUCGUGAUCGUGGUCGAAAUCUUGCCACCAACUCAUAUAAUUCCACUGGCUCAAGAAGCUGUGAUUUAGGGGCUAAGUCAGCAAAGUUGAACAUCACAUCUGUAACGGCAUAUGAUUCUGCAUGUGACAGAGGACAAAACCAUGGUAACGAUAUUCAGCAAGGUGUGACCUCAAAGCUGAAUGGAAUUCUGGGGUUUUCUUCAUAUGAAGGAUUGCCUGAACUCAGGGAUGUUCCGAGUUCUGAGAAGCAGAACUUGUUUAUAAAAAAGCUCAACCUUUGCUGUAUUGUAUUUGACUUCAGUGAUCCAACAAAGAAUCUCAAAGAAAAGGAUAUCAAGCGACAGACAUUGUUAGAGCUGGUAGAUUAUGUAACUUCUGUGAAUGGAAAAUUCACAGAAACUGUUAUGCAAGAAGUUAUAAAAAUGGUGUCUGCAAAUUUAUUUAGAACAAUCUCUCCUCAACCACAUGAGAAUAAAGUUGUAGAUGGUGUUGAUUUGGAGGAGGAGGAGCCUUCUAUGGAUCUUGCAUGGCCACACUUGCAGCUUGUGUAUGAGCUUUUCUUGAGGUUUGUGGCAUCGUCUGAGACAGAUGUAAAACCAGCUAAAAGAUACAUUGAUCAAUCAUUCAUUCUCAAGUUUCUGGAUUUAUUUGAUUCUGAAGAUCCCAGGGAAAGGGAGUACUUGAAAACAAUUCUCCACCGCAUUUAUGGCAAAUUCAUGGUGCAUCGACCAUUUAUCAGGAAAGCUAUCAAUAACAUGUUCUAUCAAUUUAUUUUUGAGACAGAGAAACAUAAUGGAAUUGCUGAACUUUUAGAGAUUUUGGGUAGUAUUAUUAAUGGGUUUGCUCUGCCACUGAAAGAGGAACACAAAAUGUUCCUCAUUCAUGCUUUAAUUCCUCUGCAUAAGCCAAGAUGCUUGGCAAUGUACCAUCAACCAUUGUCAUACUGCAUUAUGCAAUUUGUGGAGAAAGACUACAAGCUUGCUGAUGCUGUAAUAAGGGGUUUGCUAAAGUAUUGGCCUCUAACUAAUAGCUCAAAGGAAGUCAUGUUCCUGAAUGAGCUGGAGGAAGUUUUGGAAGCGACCCAGCCAUCUGAAUUUCAGCGUUGUAUGGUGCCCCUGUUUCAGAAAAUUGCUCAGUGUUUGAACAGCUCACACUUUCAGGUGGCAGAGAGAGCAUUGUUCUUGUGGAACAAUGAACCCAUUGAGAACCUGAUCAUACAAAACCGUAAUGUUAUAUUGCCCAUUAUCUUACCUGCUCUGGAGAAAAAUAGUAGAAACCACUGGAAUCAAGCUGUGCGUAGCUUGACUUUAAAUGUCCGUAAGAUUUUUGAUGAUCUUGAUCCUGAGCUAUCCAAUGAAUGCUUACAUAAGUUUGAAGAAGCAGAAAGGAAGGAAGAUGAAAUCAAAGCAAGAUGUGAAGCCAAAUGGGAACGAUUAGAAGAGCUUGCUGCUCAGAAAGCUCUAAGCAGCAAAGCAUGCUAAUUCCUUGCAUAUCAGCCCCUCACUCCUCUUCAGGUUAGCGAAAGUACAGAUUUUUAUUGGCAUUACUUUGGACAGUCAAUUUUUUAAGGACACCAGAUUCCUUACAUGGAUAAGAAUAUUCAAGUGGUCGUGCUGUUAAGUUUUCUCUUCCUACCGUAUGUUUCAUCCUUGCCAAUUGCCAAAGCCUGUAACAUUUUGUAAAUUGAUCCUUGUGUUAUAAUUCUAAUAGAGAGCUGUAUGAAAUAUAAUACUCUCUAUUCAGCUCUCUAUUAGAAAGCUGAAUGAAAGGCAAUUGAUUUUGGCAAAGUUAAACUAUUAUUAUUUUAAAUUUGAACCAGAAAAUUAAAUAUCUGUAGACAUUCAUUUAUGUUCUUGAAUGCUUAUCAUUUUUCUUCCUUUUGCACAAGAGAAUCUGUAUAGAGAAUGGAAAAAGUGAGAAAAGUAUUCAGGGUACUGUCUUUAAUGGUACCUACUGCCUA